AUGGAGUACAUUGAAAAACUCCCAAAUGAACUAUGCUGCAAACCGAAACCUCUAAUCAUAUUUUCUGGUUUGGAUACGGAAAAAAAUCAAGUUCAUCGGUCUAUUUGGAGAGCCUUCAGUAGUAGUAAAAGCCAUGAUCGAGAGUCAUUUCAGUUUAUUUGCAGACCAGUUGACCACCAGUUUCCAAAGCCAAAAUACAAGCAACCGGGUUCAUAUGAAUGGUUUAUGCCAAAAGGUAUACUUAAAACUGGUUGGAUGAAAAAGCAUCUUGAAGAAAUACCUGCAUUCGUCGCAUUAUUUUAUGAUCUCGAUUGGGAUGAACCAAAAUGGGAAGAAAAGUCAACUGAAUGCUCUCAAAUGGUGGCGACUGUUAGAUCGAAACUUGCUGGUCGAGAAAGUAAACUGGUUGUUAUUCUAAUACAGAAACGUGCUCCCUUACCUUUGGGUGAAGAUCUUAAUGCCAUGGAUCGAGCACAAUCUCUUUGUACUAAGUGUGAUCUUCCAGGGAAGAAUUUGUUUGUUUUGUCACAUACAAACUUACUUUAUGGAUGCAUUACAAGAUUAGAAGAUGAAUUUCGUGAUAUGGCAGCUAACUAUUAUCAUAAUCAAGCUAAAAAAGUGAAAGCUCAUAAGGAUUCACUCAAUAAAGCUAGUCAUCAGUUAUUGUUUGUUCGUCAUGAGUUCAAAAUUGCUUUCUAUGCUGAAUUAAAACAAGAUCCAGGAUUAGCGCUUAAACAUUAUCAACAGGCAUAUAAUCAUUUAUUAGAAUUGCGAAUGUUAGAUGCACAUUUAUUGGAGGUGAAAACAAUAGCUGCAUUUAUUAACUAUAAGAUAUGCCGCCUGGCUUUUCAAAAUAACGCAUCGGAUGCAAUAUCCCAAUUUCGAAGGCAUAUCAAUUUCUUUGUGAAUCUCGUCGGAUUACCACAGUUAGCUUUUGAGCAUGAAGCAUGGAUGUCAAAACAGUUUGAAAUUCUUGGCGAUCUUUUUCAAGAAGCUAUCAAAUCGAGUCUCACUCCUCUUAUGACCCAACAUCCUGGGUUAUAUUAUCAAGAAGCAUCUAGACAUGCUGUUUGCCGUCGUCAGUUAUGCCAAGCUUUAUGCAUCCCUACUGUUAAAGCUGCUGAAAUGAAUGCAGAAGACAGAUUAUACUAUCCCUUAUCAAUAAAAUCUAAUGAAUCCGCAAUUGGGAUUGAUGCAGCUUUCGAUAUAGACGGUAGUCUAUUUACCGAAGACAAUGAAUCUUCGCCUCAUUCACCAAAUCACCCUUUAGAAACCACGAAAUCAAAACGUACAGCAAUUAAUACUGCUGUAGAAUUUGUUCGGGCUCAGUCACCUCUAUUAUUUAAAAAACAGACUAGUACAGCUGAUAGUCCAAAUUUAUCAGGCUCUCAUUCGUCCAGUCCAUUAUCUGCAACAGAUUGUCAGUCAGCUACAGAGAAAAUCAACGGUCUUGAAUUUUACGGCCAACGACCUUGGCGCCAAGGAAUUCAAAGUAUCGAACCACCAAAUCCAGCCAAAGAACGUGAAGGGAUCUUAAGUUUGCAGAAAGAAGAACUCAAAGUGGAUCAUUCUAGUUUCAUAAUACCUUUGCUGGAACAAACUCGACUGCAAUACAAACGAUAUAAAGCUGAACGAAUGAAAUUGUAUCCAUGUAUUUUAAUGGGUUCCGAAUAUUAUGACAAACAAGAUUAUGAUAAAGCUCUCAGUUGUUACUUAAGUGUCGUCAAUGAAUAUCGUAAUGAAAAAUGGUGGUCUCUCUAUACUUUCACAUUGAAGCGAAUUGCAACAUGUGCAUAUUUGAUAGCUCAGCCCACAGUAUUUCUCUCUUCAUGUUUGGAACUUCUUGGACCCAACAGCUUGAUGCCUAUCUCUGAGAAAAUACAUGCUCAACAAGCAAUUUUUGAUUUCCUUAGGACAGGGGUUCCUAAUUUCAUAAUGUUUGCACCUGAGCUUGACCAUACUAUAAAAGCUAUCGAAGAUGGAUGGAAGAAACAGUUGGACUUAUUAAUACAUCAUACUUCAAGCUUUCCGCAUGAUGACUCAGUCAACGAGAAUACAACGGAUUCAGAGAAAAAAGCACAAAGCUCAACCGAUCCACAUAUCGGUGAAAAGUGUAGAAUUUCAUUGGACAUUACCCGGCUUAGUACAUGUAUACAAUGCAAAGUUUGCUUUACGCAAUCGGAGUAUACUUUUGGUCAACCUGUUCAAUUGGGUGUUUUCCUACGAUCAUUUGCUCCUUUACCCGUCCUUGUUCAUCAUGUCACUGUAACUUUUUCCAACAAGGCUGAUUUUCCAACUUCUUCACCGGACACAACAUCGAAUAUAAUCAAUAAAUCUUUGACAGCGAAUCCUGCAAUUCAUCAAACAUCACAAACGUGGUCAUCGAAAUUCCUUUUGAAUUCAACAGAAAAAUUCAAAGUAGUUCUUUUUUGUCUUAAUCCAGACGUACUUGGCAGCCAAAUAAAAGUUGAUUCCAUUCAUUUAUGUUUAUCACCGCCUACGAUGAAUUGUAAUGAUGAAGAUAUUACAAAUGAAUUAAUACUGUGCACUGUUUCAUGGCAAUGCAAUACAAAAUCAGAUUAUCAUUCUUAUGUCAGUGAGCGUAAAACUACUAUUAGUCAUAAACAUCAUCAUCAUCAUCAUCAUACAAAGAAACAACCUGAUAUAAUACACGAUAAUUUAAAUACCAUUCAUGAUAGUAAUAAUAAUAGCAAUAAUUGUGGUUUAUGGUGCAAAGAGAUUGUUCUUUCAUUACCAGAAUAUCGAUUACAGAAAACUCCACUUAAAAUUGAAUACAAUGGAUUGAUAAUUAGUCAUGAUUUUCCUAACCUGCCACCGGAUUGGGAUAUUAUUGGAAGUCGAAUUCGAACAGAAAUGCAUCACCCACCUUCCGGUUUAGAAAUCACUAUACCAGAGAACGUUACUAUACUGGCAAAUGAAAUUGCUCAAAUUAACUUAACUAUUCGUAAUCCAACACCAAGUGACUGUACUAACGUCAAUUUAACUGUCCGUUUAAUUCCAAAAGAAAAGAAUCCAACAGAAUUUCUUAGUCAUGUUGAUCCUGCUUCUGCUACUACUGUAACAACUACAACAAAUUUAACUACUAUGGAGAAUUUUAUCACAGUUGGCAAUUCAUCUGAAUUAAUAUCUCAAAUGUCAACAAAAAUUGUGCAUUCCUCCUCUCCACAAAAAUCAAAUGGUGUUUAUUUUAUGAAAAAUUUGGAUGAUAUUCCAUCGAAUCAACAUAAAUCUGUGACCAUUUCAUUAUGUUGUUCACCUUCUUCGAUAAUUUCGCUGAACGAUCAAACACUUUUGUGUCAUUUAACUUUUUCUACUGAAAUUUUACCAUGUGAAUAUUCUGAUUAUUUAUUAUCAUUAUCGAAUUCGUCAACAACAGAAGCAUCAUUAGUUUAUAAUGUGAUCAAUGAAUCUGUGAAAUCAUCCAAUCAUUCAGUUUCAGAUAGAACCAAUCAAAAUGCUAUGAUAAUUCAAUGUACUCAAAAUAUUGAAACGAAUGUAACUGUUCUAUCACCAUUUGAAUUAGACUGUAGAUUACUUUCCUUAACACAACAUCCAAUUAAAAGUGUUAUAGUUAAUGACGAAUUUCUAUUACUAUUCAAGUUAACGAAUACAGCCAAUUGUGAAUUAGAAAUACAAGAUAUACAGUUAGAAUUGGCUAACGAGAUAUCAUGUACAAGUGAUUUAGACAGUUCAUGUAUCAAAAAUUUGAUUAUCCAAUCUACAGAAAGUUGUACUGAAUGUCACAUGUUAUUAUUGACCGAAACAAUGAACCCACUGGAAACAAUAAAUUUAGGCAUCAUUAAUGUUCAUUGGUCACGUGUAUCAACAUGCAACGAUGACAAUGAAAAACCUCAUAUUGCAACGACAAAAUUCACCUUACCAACUAUUCCAGUUUUAUCGUUACCUAUUCAAAUUAGCGCAGAACUUCCAGCUUAUGGUGUUAUGCUUACUCCAUUCCCGGUUACAUUUCAUUUAAUUAAUAAAACUAUUUAUCCACAGGAGGCUGUUUUCCAGUUAGAAUCAAUUCAUGGUUUCAUGUUUUCUGGUCAACAAAAGCUGAAGUUACGAUUACUUCCUGAUUCACCUCAUUGCUUGCAUUAUACCUUUCUGCCAUUGGUAUCUGGAAAUUUGAAAUUGCCUCGUUUACACGUUAUAUUAGAACGUUAUGCUGCUUUAUCACCAAACAUGCCAACUGAUCAACCUGAUAUACACUUACAAUUAGAAGAAAAUCUCCUACGACAAAUUCCAACACAUUUGAUAAUAAUUCCGUCAACAGAAGGAUUGUUUGAAGCAUCUGAGAAAAAUGGACUAUUCAAUCGGGAAGGAAUUAAAAAUGUGUAA
Schistosoma turkestanicum is the source of this 4362-nucleotide messenger RNA. NCBI's taxonomy places the organism in Eukaryota, Metazoa, Platyhelminthes, Trematoda, Strigeidida, Schistosomatidae. The record is from the annotation of a GenBank genome assembly.